Messenger RNA from Cygnus atratus (black swan), 1109 nucleotides. RefSeq names its product beta-galactosidase-1-like protein. Gene Ontology annotation, biological process: microtubule-based process; carbohydrate metabolic process. The record is from RefSeq and is a predicted model, not a curated record. Gene Ontology annotation, molecular function: structural constituent of cytoskeleton; beta-galactosidase activity; GTP binding. Gene Ontology annotation, cellular component: microtubule; vacuole. NCBI's taxonomy places the organism in Eukaryota, Metazoa, Chordata, Aves, Anseriformes, Anatidae.
AUGGCCGGGCCGCGGGAGGGACGCCAGCGCGAGUGCAUCUCCGUCCACGUCGGCCAGGCCGGCGUCCAGAUGGGCAAACACGUGUGCUGGGAGCUGUACUGCCUGGAGCACGGCAUCCAGCCCGACGGGCAGAUGCCCAGCGACAAGACCAUCGGCGGGGGGGACGACUCCUUCACCACCUUCUUCUGCGAGACCGGCGCCGGGAAGCACGUCCCGCGGGCCAUCUUCGUGGACCUGGAGCCCACCGUGAUCGGUGAGUGCUGGGAGUACCAGGGCACGCUGGAGCGGGACGGGCAGACCACGCUGCGUGUGACCGGCAGGGCAGGGGACGCGCUGGACGUGCUCCUGGAGAACAUGGGCAGGCUCAGCUUCGGGGCCAACUUCAGCGACUUCAAGGGCUUGCUGGGGAACCUCUCCUUGGACUCCAGCCUGCUCAGCAACUGGCUCAUCUACCCCCUGGCCAUAGAUGCUGCCGUCCAGCAGGGCUGGCCCCACGCUGCCCGGCCACAAUCAAGCGGUAGGGGCAGAUCGGGGCCAGCCUUCUACACCGGGACCUUUGAGACCCCUGGCAUUGCCUGGGACACCUUUGUGAAGUUCCCAGGUUGGAGCAAGGGCCAGCUGUGGAUAAACGGCUUCAACCUGGGCCGGUACUGGCCCCGCCGUGGGCCCCAGCAGACCCUCUUUGUGCCUGGCUCAGUCCUGCGUGUUGGCUGCCCCAACAACAUCACGGUGCUGGAGCUGGAGGGAGCACCUCCCACCCCCUUCCUGCUCUUCCUCGACCAACCCCUUCUCAACAGGACCCUCAGCCCCAGCACCUGGACUGCAGAAUAAACACGGGGCUGCCAGGCACUGUCACGUGCCUGGUAUGUGUCUCAUGCACACCAUGGUACGUGGGUGAGGGUACAGAGGAGGGCGAGUUCUCUGAGGCACGUGAGGACAUGGCUGCCCUGGAGAAGGAUUACGAGGAGGUGGGCCUGGACUCCUACGAGGACGAAGAGGAGGCAAGGAGUAGAGAAGCCACAGCCAAAGAGGACCGUGCUCCUUCUCCCGUGUCUCCUGCGGGAACCCUUUGCAAUAAACCGUUUGAGAGCCUCCGUGUCUCCCAGUAA